Messenger RNA from Radiomyces spectabilis, 813 nucleotides. RefSeq lists its product as uncharacterized. NCBI's taxonomy places the organism in Eukaryota, Fungi, Mucoromycota, Mucoromycetes, Mucorales, Radiomycetaceae. The coding region runs from base 245 to 715 and encodes 156 amino acids. The transcript has 2 exons. The record is from RefSeq and is a predicted model, not a curated record.
ACGAUUGGCGAGUUACAAAGUCCCGACCCGAUUGAAAACAGUUGCUGAACUGCCUAAGAAUGCGAUGGGCAAAGUAACCAAGAAUGGCCUGUUGCCUCUGUUUGAAGAAUGAAAACUAACAACUUGGUCUUUUUCUUUGGGGGAGGAGGGGGGAGGGUAUUCACCGUGACUGAAAUAAAAAAAUAUAGAGGCUACUGCUCUCUCUUCCGUUUCACUUUUUUUUUUCCUGUGCAAAAAUCUGUUCAUGUUUUUGAAACAAGGAUUGACUGCGGUUGCUCUUUUGACUUUUGUGCUGGUGAAAACGAGCGAAGGAGCGCGAGCAUGCCUUGCUACGGCGGUCAACAACGAAGACAGUAACACAAAGUACACAUUCGCAUUGGCAUCAUUGGAUGACGGUGACACGGAAACGCGAAUUCAGGAAGCCUGUUACUACGGUUGCGGAGGACAAUUGAUGACCAAAUCGCCCGACAGAGACAGUAACGGUCUGACCAUCCUCGAUAAUUCGAUUCAUUUCCUAGUCUCCUCUGGAUUCCUUUCCUCCAACGAAACCUAUAUUGUGGUAAGUUAUGAAUUCAUUCAGCACUGUACAGAAAGGGUUACUGAUACGAUGGCUGAAAUUACUCCACGCUGCAGAAUCAAUUGGGAGUGGAUGAUGAUGAAGAAGGCACAGGUAUCGGCUGCAUACAAUUUCCAGAGUACGUUGGGAGUAAAGUAGGGACAAAAAAGACAUCCUCCUUUUUGCUAACAAUGUACCGGUAUAGUGACACCAGCUAUAAACGUUUGCCGCAGUCGGAUCCAGCAUGUAAAGUUGCA